GAAAUGAGUUUGAAGAUUGGAACUCAGCUGAGAAACAUGUCGAAAAAUAUGCAAAUGAAGUUAGUUUUGAGGUUGUAAAGCGUCAACUUGAAAAAAACAAGCGUGGUGAAAUUGUACGUCGUACAUUCGAGUGCAAAAAUUCACACCAGUAUUGUGCUAAAAAAAAAGCCGAUGUAGAAGAUACUCGUGAGUGUGAAAGUAUAAAAAUGAACUGCCCAUGGAAAGUUAAUCUUGGUCUCGCUAGUAAUAUUAUACAUGUUACUUCCAUGUGCAAAGAACACAAUCAUCCAUUAUUUGAAAAUCUUGAAAAUCGAAAUAUAGCAUCAAACUGUCAUCUUACUUCAGAAAUGCUUGAAGAAAUUGAAUUUCUGACAUAUGAAAAAUUAAUGAAACUUCAACGUGAAGAGCAUGACUGGUUCGUUGAAGCAAAAUUGGAAAGUGAGGACAAUCAUUUAACCGAUGCAGAUGCCAGUAUGAUCACGGCUAUCUAUGAGACUCUUCCAUCUACAAAGCAUAACUAUUGCAUCUGGCAUUUACGAAAAAAUAUUGAAAAAAAUUUAAAAGGAAAGCUUCAUAAGAAAUAUAAUAAUUUUGUAAAAAAAUGGAAUAAAUGUCGAAACAGUUUUUCUGAAGACGAAUUUCAAAAACAAUGGCAGGAACUCCUUACAAAUUAUUCCGAAGCACGAAAGUAUCUUGAAUGGGCACUUGAAACUGAUGUAACUAUCAGUUUACCCAAUGUUAUUGGAAGGUAUUUUAAACGAAUUGAUAGUAUUAUUAAGAAAUAUCUUAUACCACAAGUAUUGAAGAUGCAACAUUGCCAAAUGAAUGAAAGUUUACUUUACUAUGUAAAGAAAAUUGAGAAUUGGAAAAUUCAUGAGAUUUAUGACUUCAAAGAAAAUACAAAUAAUAUUACACUUGAUAAUGAUGAUGAAGAAAAAAAACAAUCUGAUGAAGAACAAAAUCAAUCUAUCAAUGAAGAAGAACAAAAACAAUUUUUUGAUAAAGAACAAGAACAAUUUUUUGAUGAAGAAGAACAAGAACGAUUUUUUGAUAAAGAAGAAAAACAAACCCAAUUUGAUAAUGAGAGUUCUAAUGUUGAUAAUGGACAGGACCAAUCUGAUAAUGACGAACGAGACCAAUUUGAUAAUAAUAAACAAGACCAAUCUGAUGAUGAUGAACAAAACCAAUCUGAUAAUGAAAGUAGUACCAAUCACCUGUGUACAUGCAUGUGGCUUGUAACAUGGGGAUUAGUUUGUCGACACUUCUUUUCAAUAAUGUUUAACUUGGAUAAAGCUAUGUUUUAUAUUGGUCUUAUUUCAUCUCGAUGGUAUAACGAUGUAACUUUCAAUCCUCAAAAAGAAUUUGCAAUCACAAUUCGCAGUAAAGAAAGUGAAACAGAUGACAAAUCCAUAUAUGAACACCAAAUUAGAACAAACUUCGAUAUAUUAAAUGAAUUUCGUAAUACACAGUUGUUUUCAGAAACCGUCCGAGCAAAUCUUUCCCAUAAAGCUAAAUAUAACCUUGGUUUCGGCUAUGCAAAACAAGCAAUUGGAUUAGCUCUUGAAAUGGGUUACGAAGAUGAAUUAAAUAUGAUUUUAAGAAACUGGAUAAGUGAAAAAAAAAGAGAACGUCAACCAGAAUGUACAUCUAACAAAGAGAAUUUGCCAAACAUUAGCAAUCCUUAUCAAACACGUACAAAAGGUACUUCAAAAAAAGUUUAA
Messenger RNA from Diversispora eburnea, 1721 nucleotides. Lineage: Eukaryota; Fungi; Glomeromycota; Glomeromycetes; Diversisporales; Diversisporaceae. The record is from the annotation of a GenBank genome assembly.